GGGCUGGCUGGCGGGGUGGGCAGGGAGGCCGGGCCGGGGGAGCCGGAGCCCUUUGUGUAGGUGCGAGAGAGCCGCGGGGAUGGUGCCCGCCGCCGCCGCCUCCCGGGUAAGGGGCCGCCUCCCCGGAGCAGAGCAGCUCCUUUCCCUCAGGCGCCGCUCGCCUCGCACUUCCCGCCCCGCUCGCCCCUUUCUCCGCUCCCCAUUCCGGGACGAGAGGAGCCCCUUCUCCUUCUUCGCCCGGCUUCCCUCGCCCCCCACGGGGCUUGCUCUGCCUCGUCUCCCUCCUUGCCCUCCAUCCCACACUCGCCCGCACUUUCCCCCCCUUUCCAGUCCAAACUUCUUUUCCCUCCCACUUUGGGCCGGUCUCCUCUCCCCCCAACUCCACCUCUGGGUCUCACCUGCCCCCCAGGCCCGUUUCUCCUCCCCACUUGCCAAACGAGAGAUACCCUCCCCUCCCCAUCAUUCCAGUUUUAACCUUACUUCCACAUCUCCUGGACUUACCAAAAAGAGAAAGAAAUCGUGUUCACGACCCUGACAGAACCUUGCGCCUCAAAACCUAUUUCCACUUGCAUCUCUUUUUUUUGCAGUGAUGAUGUCCAUCGUCGUCAUCAUUCACUUUGGUUACGAAGUGAUCCCCGUCACCUCGUCUUGUUGCAUGAAGAAGGGGCAUAGAGCCGUCUUCUGCCUUAGUGAACGGCUAUUCAGUGUUCUUCCAUCCUGCUGGGAUGCAGAGUUGAGUUUCGUUUUCAUGGUGGGCAUAAGGGGCCCAGAGUGCUUGAAAUUGCGCUAAGAUAGCAUCCCUGCCUGUUUGCUUAAUGCACAGAACCUUAGGAAAGAACACAAGGGAGUUUUAACAUGAGUUUUGCACUGCACAUUUUAUUGUGUUGGUCAGCUGGGUUAAAAGUUAAAACCCACCUGGAGGCUCAUAAACAAAGAGACAACAGGUUGUGUCUGGAAGGAAAUGUGCAGAGGGGAGUUUAAAUUUCUAGUCUUUUGGCCUUCUGCCAACCAAGUUUUAAAACUUCCAGUCCAGUUGUUAAAAGGGGUUAGUAGAACUUAUUUUCACAGUAAAUGUGUGUCUUUAAAAAGGAGGUUUUCUGAAUGUGUGACAAACACUAAAAGGAAAAAAAAUAAACAUAGACAGGAAUAGCAGUUUCGAACUGAAAGGGAACGGUGUGAACUGGCAAUCACACUCCCCCCGCCCCCAACUUGGAGAAUUACUGUUAUAUCUCUGAUGGAAAGAUAGCUGGUGAACUGGUCCCAGAACUGUGUAUAAGUAGACGUGGGAAAUGGUAUGGAAGUGUGUAAUGUUACGUUACACAGAGUGAUACUACAUCCUGACAUUCUAAUUUGUAGUAUAUGCACCACGCUCUUUCCCACCUCACACCCUCAGAGCAUUUUGUCAAAAGCAGCUAUGUUUCCUUGUAAUAGAAAUAAUAAAUGUAUGGCGUUUUCUUUUUUUAUUAAAAUCAUCUUUACUCCACCUUUCCCUUUACAGAAUGUCCAAGGUGGCAUACUAAUAGUUUAGGUUUAUUAUAUUUUGGGCUUCAUUCAAAACCAGUAAGAACAGAAACUAACUUUGCAUUUUCUCCUCUCUAGAGGACCUUGCCAGGUGAGCUUCAGAGCCUGGAAGCCGCCUUCUGGUGCAGCUGAGGAACGGACAGGAGUAAACAAGAAGUGAGCAGGAGAAGGAGGUUUUCGGCAGCUGUCAAGAUGGGCAUGAGGAUCAAGCUGCACAGCACUGACCACCCCAACAACCUGUUGAGGGAACUUAACAAAUGCCGGUUGUCAGAGACUAUGUGUGAUGUUACCAUUGUGGUGGGCAGUCGUACCUUCCCUGCACACAAAGCAGUUCUGGCGUGUGCAGCAGGCUACUUCCAGAACCUUUUCCUCAGUACAGGUCUGGAUGUGACCCGCACCUACGUGGUGGAUUUCAUUACUCCAGCCAACUUUGAAAAGAUUCUGAACUUUGUCUAUACCUCAGAGCUCUUUACAGACCUGAUCAAUGUGGGUGUCAUUUACGAGGUUGCUGAAAAAUUGGGCAUGGAUGAUUUGCUGAAGGCUUGCCAUUCCACGUUCCCAGACUUGGAAAACUCAGCCAACACGAAACAACCUUCUGUCUCAGGUGAAAGCCGGCCAACUGGCAUGUCUACUGAGCCGAACCAUGCCCUGGGUGAAAUCCGAAACAGCGGGGAGCACCCGGGACCAGAGCGGAGUUGCAGUAUGCAGAGUGAAGCACCAGGUGGCUACAAAGAAGAUUCUGCAAAUGAAGGCAGCCAUAACUUAAUGCACCAGCAGACUCCCAAAACCGAAGAACAGGAAUCACCAGCACAGUUCACUGGUGCCAUGAGCAUUAUGACACAGGCUGGUCUCAGCAAUGUCAGCAUGGCUGUUCAAACCACUGUCAACUCAUGUCAUCCAUAUAAACUCCAGAACAACGGGGAUUACAACAAAGGCAAUUUUUUUGCUUCGGAUGCAUCAUUGGAUAUAUCAACAGGCAGCAACUCCUGCCCUAGCAAUAGUGAUCACUCCAAAGACCAGGGCUUUGGGCAGAUGGAUGAGCUGCAGCUAGAAGAUCUAGGGGAGGAUGAACUACAUUUUGAAGAUCCCAGCGAGGAGCUAGGUGCUGCAGAGGAAGUUAUUGAGCUGAGCGAUGACAGUGAAGAGGAGCUAUCCUUUGAGAAUGACAACCGUGAUAACAAGGCCAUGCCCUGUCAAGUGUGCAAAAAGGUUUUGGAGCCCAACAUACAGCUGAUCCGCCAACAUGCCAGAGACCAUGUGGACCUCCUGACUGGCAACUGCAAAGUCUGCGAGACCCAUUUCCAAGACAGGAACUCCAGAGUCACUCACGUCCUGUCUCACAUUGGGAUAUUCCUUUUCUCCUGUGAUAUGUGUGAGACUAAAUUUUUCACCCAGUGGCAGCUCAGCCUUCACCGCCGCGAAGGGGUGUUUGACAACAACAUUAUCAUCCAUCCUAGUGACCCGCUUAUAGGGAAGGUCAACUUGUUCAGUGGGGAUUUAGCAUGUGCCACCUGUGGGAAACUCCUCGCCAAGGAUUUUCAUAUGGUUCGGGGCCACAUCUUGGACCAUGUUAACUUGAAAAGCCAAACAUGUGGCGUGUGUGACCAGCGGCACCUCAAUCUCUGCAGCUUGAUGUGGCACACCCUUUCCCACUUGGGCAUUUCUGUUUUUUCUUGCUCCGUUUGUGCCAACAGUUUUGUGGACAGGCACCUCCUGGAGAAGCACAUGGCAGUCCACCAAAGCAUGGAGGAAGCCCUCUUUCGGUGUCACUACUGUGGCCAAGCUUUUAAGCUGGAAGCUGCUUACCGCUACCAUGUGAGCCAGCACAAGUGCAGCUCUGGCUUGGACCUUGUCCGGCCCAGUUUUGGCGACCGACUCCACCAGCAAGCUCUGCAGAAGAGGAAGCUGACAGAGGAGUUCCUAAGUGAGGAUGUGGCUCUUCAGAGCCAACCUGGAAACAGUAAGUACAGCUGCAAGGUGUGCGGAAAGAGAUUUGCCCACACAAGCGAAUUCAAUUACCACCGGCGGAUCCACACAGGGGAGAAGCCAUAUCAGUGCAAAGUGUGCCACAAGUUCUUCCGUGGGCGUUCCACCAUCAAGUGCCACCUGAAGACACACUCUGGGGCUCUCAUGUACCGGUGCACGGUUUGUGGGCACUACAGCUCUACCCUUAACCUUAUGAGCAAGCAUAUAGGUGUGCACAAAGGCAGCCUUCCACCUGACUUCACCAUUGAACAAACUUUCAUGUACAUCAUCCAUUCCAAAGAUACGGAGAAAAAUACAGACAGCUAAUGUAGCAGUAUUUGCGGAGUAAGCACUACUUGCAGGUAGCAAAGAAGCUUGUUUCUGUUUUUAAAAAACAACGUUACAUUUUAAUGGUCAGGCAUCAUCAGCAUUGUACUUUACUUCCCUUUGCCUUGUUAGAGGGUUUCUUAAAUCGUCGUUCUGUGAAAACAACAGCACGUUACAUGUGUUACUGUUCUUGAGAAACCUGUCUGUUUACCUCCUGCUGAGUCCAGGGCUCAUUAUUUCAAGUCUUAGAAACAGGCUGUGCCUCCCCCUCAACGGAUAGGUUUCACACCUCAUAUCUCUCCUCCCUCCAUCUCUAAUUUGAGAUCUUGAAAAGAUUUAUGCUGCUAAGAUAUAUUAAUGCUACACAUCAGCAGGGAUAGCAGGAGAGAAAGUGGGGGGCGGGUAAAAGGAAUUAUUUAUGUGCUGCUAUUGGGAGGGUAGAAGUUCUAUAAAAACUUACAAUGCAGUCCCCAGCACGCUUACUCAGAGGUAAGUCCACCUUUGUUUAAUGGUGACUUGCUCUCUGCCUUGUAAGUGUGCUUUGCAUUCUUAGCCUUAGCUUCGUGUCAGUAAGUUUGUAUUUCCCUCCCACCAGGAUUGCCAUAUAUAUGGCCAGUUCUUCUUCCUGUGCCUUUAACAACCAUGUGAUCUGCAGACAUGGUUGUUAGGGCUCAUUUCCAUGUCACUUGCUGAUUUCUGUAGGUAAAAACUGCCAGAAAAAGCCACAGUAGCAGGUUAGUUCGCACCCAGCCUUUGCCUUUUGCCCUUUUCCAUGAAACUAUGAGUUGGUUUUACAAAGUUCCACUUUAACAAAAUCAAAAGAGGGCAUAAAAAUGGUGUGGUGGAAUGGAGGAGAGUUUUGCCAAAUGUGAACAUUCUGGAUUUUUUUUUUUUUUUUGAAGGGGUGCCCUAGAAAGGACUCUUAGCUUUUGAGUAUAAGCAUAUAGAGGCUUUAGCAAUAGUGUUUUAUCUCCAACAUCCACUUUCAAAAAAGAAGUGUUCUUAGGGCAUCAUAAAACAGCUUUGGGGCUCCUUCCUUUCCUCCAGCAAUAUUAACUCAGUGCUGGUGUCUUGAACAUUGAGAUGAAUGUCUCAGGGGUCACAUUCUUGAAAGUCUUUGACAUAGCUCUGUGGACAGUGCCAGGGUUUUAGGUUGCAGUUCUAUACACAGCUGGGAAUAAGUCUCAUUGAUCUCAGCGGGGCUUACUUCAGCCUCGUUAUGUGUAUUAUUGCACUGUUAGUUCUGUUUGAAAAUAUAUUGUUGCCUUAAGGAAGUGUCUCUGGAAGGAGGAAUGACAGGUUUAGGGCAGAUUAUUAUCUCUCUUUUUUGAAGGGGGGGUUGCAUAUUAAAUAUUCAGCUCUUAAUCAUUUGUUUGGAGGGAUUCAUAGAUCUUUUCAAAGUAGCACUUUUGUUGCAGGGGUAUCCUAUUUUCCAGCACACAAACCAUAGCAUUUUGUUGCAAGGGGAAAAGCAAUCACUCUCUCUCCUCACCCACCCCACCUUCUAGCACAUCAACUCUGACUGUGCCAUGUACAAUGUGGUUGUGUUGGUGUCACAGGUGCUCUUGGAAUGAAGAGAUGCAAUUUUUCUGCAGCAGUGAGGCCAGUUUGAAUGUGCCUUUACCACUCAGUACAAAUAGACAUUUUCUCCAGGAUUAUGCUCUGACCAAAAAACAAACCCAAACAAAUUUAUCCAAAACACCCAGUUCUUCAAGUUUGCAGCAAAAGCCGGCUGUGGAUGGCAUCAAUUUCCUAAUACCCAUUACAUCACCAAGAAGCAUGUACCCAAAUCCCUACAGUUUUUAAAAUAGGCUCAUUUUAGAAGGUGCAGGAUGAACAAAGAAUGAGUAAGCAUACAAGUGAUGCUUUAUAAAGAGGUGGGCACCCCCUCUGAAGUAUGGGAAGAAGGACAAGUCUAGUGGUCAAUCCAGCAUUUGACUUGAUAGGAUGUGUGUUUGUCAUACAGAUUAUUUAAACUGGAAGGAUAAAGAAUUUGCAACAAAGGGUCAUUCUUAAAUUAUAUGUUUCUUCAUCCUUGGGCAGCAUGACAUCACAAACAUGGAGCAACAUUAAUUCCCCCUAUCUCCAUUGCAGAGCAAUUAUAUAAACUUUUAAAAGGUUUUAUUCUCAUUAAUAUUUGUAAAGUCUUUAGAGUUUGAGUGCUCUCGUGCUGGAAUGCGUAUUUAGCCCAUCAUCAAGAAGUAGUGGAAAACACCAUCAAUUGAUUAUUUGUUUUUAAGUUCUUUAAGGGCUGUGCACUUUCCCCCUCCAGCCUGGAACACACUUCUCUUCUUCUUUUUAAUUUUUACACUAUAGCAAGGUAUCCCCCCCCUUUAUUACAGUGGUACUGGAUUUGUGGUAACAUAUGGGGUUUUUGUCAUCUGAAAUGCCUCUGGGUGUUUGUCCCUUGUGGCAAUGAAAAACCAGUGUGUGCUUGUGUAAUUGACAAUAACAAUUAUGCUGUCUUUUGAAGUGAGGUUGUAACCUACCUUCCUUUUCCUUUUCCUUUUCCUAUUCCUUUUCCUUUUCCUGCAACCCUGACAGGUGCUUUCUGGAGGGAUGCAACAGAACAGAUUGAUCACAGGGCACAGAUCCAGACUCAGUUUGAACUACACUUGUGGCUUUAUCCUAUAGGUUGUACUUUAUGCUUUCUAAGUGCAGUACUAUGUGAAAUCCAGGCAGGCGGGUGGAUGAGAGAAACGUACGUUAACAAAUGUAGCAGCUGGCUUGAGAUCUGCCCCUAAGUUUAAUGCAAACUACCUCAUAGGGAGGAAGUCCUGGAGUCUUAAAAACCAGUGGUAUGUACAAAUAGGCUUCCAGGCUUCUGUAUAUGAAAACACUGUUGUUAAAGAAAAACAGAAAUCCACAUAAUGCUGCUCUAGCCCUGACCCAUGGCUCUGACAGUAAUUCCAGUAGGGCAGCCUUGGGCAGGUUGCUUUGCUCUCUGCUUACAGUACCUACCUCUAAGGGUGUUGUGAAGAUUGACUGCUUUGAUUUUUGUCAAGGAAAAAAAGCACUUAGGUAUGUCUUCUCGUUUUCUUAUAAGAAUGUUGCUGUCUUAAAAUAGCCCCCAGCAUGCAAGAAAGUGUUCUGACAUAUCUCUCAAUUCCUUUCCUCCUUGUGACCUCUGAAUAGCAAACACCAAACAGGACACACUAAGGAAUUAACUCAACAAUAUAGCGGACAAGACUAUUCCUAAGUUUAAGUAAUGCUGGAAGCAUUCAGUGUAAGGAUGUAAGAGUUGUCAGAGGAAUUUACUACUUCUAGUAGUACCACUAGUACUUAGUUAAUGUCAGGGCCACAUGUCUAGACCCACAGGGCUUGAGAAAGGAACUGAAGCCUAAGAAAGCCCAAGGUCCAGCUGUGGACUAAUGGCAGACGGACAGUAUUUUAUUAUUUAUACGAGCCCUGGCCAGUCAAAAAGCUUCAUACUAUCCUUCAACUGGAGGGGCUGAUGUUACACACUCUUAUUGCUUCUCUAUGCCUGAAGAGGGCUGAGCCCAUAAAGUAGCACACCAGGCUCAGCCCCAGUCUUGGUUUCUGAAGCUCUUGGUUCAAGUUCUGGAGUCCAAGACAAUAAUGGAUGUACUCCCCAGGUGUUGAACAGAACCAUGUUUUCGUAGUUAAGAUGCCUUCAUUGGAAGUGAUGGAGAAGGAGCUAUAUUGGAUCUCACCCAGUAAGGACUUAUUCUCGACUUCUAGAAUCAUAGAAUCAUAGAAUCAUAGAGUUGGAAGAGACCACAAGGGCCAUCGAGUCCAACCCCCUGCCAAGCAGGAAACACCAUCAGAGCACUCCUGACAUAUGGUUGUCAAGCCUCUGCUUAAAGACCUCCAAAGAAGGAGACUCCACCACACUCCUUGGCAGCAAAUUCCACUGUCAAACAGCUCUUACUGUCAGGAAGUUCUUCCUAAUGUUUAGGUGGAAUCUGCUUUCUUGUAGUUUGGAUCCAUUGCUCCGUGUCCGCUUCUCUGGAGCAGCAGAAAACAACCUUUCUCCCUCCUCUAUGUGACAUCCUUUUAUAUAUUUGAACAUGGCUAUCCUAUCACCCCUUAACCUCCUCUUCUCCAGGCUAAACGUGCCCAGCUCCCUUAGCCGUUCCUCAUAAGGCAUCGUUUCCAGGCCUUUGACCAUUUUGGUUGCCCUCCUCUGGACAUGUUCCAGUUUGUCAGUGUCCUUCUUGAACUGUGGUGCCCAGAACUGGACACAGUACUCCAGGUGAGGUCUGACCAGAGCAGAAUACAGUGGCACUCUUACUUCCCUUGAUCUAGAUGCUAUACUCCUAUUGAUGCAGCCCAGAGCUGUUUUCUAGAGCUGUUUUAGUCUAGUUCUCCAGUGCCAAACUGCAUCCAAUGCAAACUUGGCCAGCUUUAGAAAUUCCAUUUUUAAAAAAAAAGCAUUCUGCCAUGACAAAGAUAUGAAUCAUUGUGCUUGGUAGUGUAGCUUGGCCCAAGUAACUUCACCUGUCUGCCUCAAACACCCACACAUCAACUCACCCCAAAUUGUGAGUGAGGAAUAUUUAAAAAUACCUACCUCACAAAUGGAAAAGUUGUGAGGUGUAGUAAAUGUCUGUAAAGUGCUUUGGAAUCCUUAGGCGUGUAGAAAGACAAAGUAUUGUAAUUAAAUAGCUUUGCUCUGUUUGCUAUGCUACCAUUUGUGAAGAAUCCCUACCAUUGCCACCACAGUAGGGGAGGGUUCAGGCAUGGAACAGGUGUUCCAGUCUAACACAGAAAGCUUUGAAAAUAAUAAACAACAAUGUUUUUGGAGACUAAUGCUUUAUUAUUGCUCUUAUUUUUGUGAACUCAAAACCAUGCCCUCUCCCUUUUCCUCCAAAGAUCCAGAUGUCUUGAAAUAAAAAAAAACAAAGCAGAGCAUUGUGAUUGCUGUCUAACCUUUUGGUUAAGUUAAUUGUAGGUACUGACCUGGUUAUUUAAGUGUUUAAUAUCUAUUUGCUGUAAAGUUUGUACAUUUUGUAAAACUUUUCUUCCUCAAAGAAAAAAAGUAGAUGUCUAAAAUCGUUGUACAUCGGAUUCUUUUAUACUCCAUCAUUUGGCACAAAAGUGUGGUUUUUAUUUAGAAUAAUAAAAUGAAAAACUUGAGAGUGUGGUGCAUUGCUCAUAGUUUGUGGUUGACACGCUAUGGAAAUAUUAUCAGAUCAAAUGAUAACAGAGGCUGCUCACCUGAGUCUUCUGCCUAUGCCAAAGGACUUUGCUCUGGGAUACUGGUACUCCUGACUUCUGUAAAUUCCUUGCACAAGGAGAGGCUGUUUUGCAUGCAGAAGGUUCCAAGUUCAGUCCUGAGCAUCCCUAAGUAGGCCUGCAAGAGACCUCUGCCUGCAACCCUGAAGAGCUGCUUCCAGUCAGUGUAGGCAGUACUGAGCUAGGUGGACAAAUAGUCUGUCUCUGUAUAGGGCAGCUUCCUUUGUUUCUAUAUUCAUACAUACAGACUUGUAACUUACCGUAUUUUUCGUCCCAUAGGACGCACCGGCCUAUAGGACGCACCUAGUUUUUUGGGGGGGAAAUAAAGGAAAACAUUUUUUCCUUUAUUUCCCCCCCAAAACCAGGUCGGGGAAUCCAAACCAGGUCGGGGAACAGCGGGAUGGCGGCGCUGCGCCACCCCGCUGUCCCCCGAGCUUGUGGGGCUGCCCGAUGUCUGCCCGAAGCGUGGGGCACUCUUCUUCAGCGCUCCCCGUGCUCCGUGCAGCAGGCUGCUAUCUGCAGCCUAGGGAGCCCUGCGGGAACUCCCGCAGGGCUCCCCAGGCUUGCAGAUAGCUUCCUGAAGCCUGGAGAGCGAGAGGGGUCGGUGCGCACUGACCCCUCUUGCUCUCCAAGCUUCAGCGAAAGCCUGCAUUUGCCCCGUAGGACGCACACAGAUUUCCCCUUCAUUUUGGGAGGGGAAAAAGUGCGCCCUAUAGGGUGAAAAAUACGGUAUAUUUUUGCCAGUAUUGGGGAAAAUGUUUGGGUCUUUCUACCCCCUGCAAAGGAACCAAUGUGUUGGGUCAUUUCUGAUCAAAUUGGGUUGGAAUUAAUUUUUCCUGCCUCGGCCUGAAAAACCUUUGUCAGGGCUGUUCAUUCCCUUUUAGAUAACAUUCGAAUGCAAAAGUCAACUCAAUGUGUUAUAAACAUCCUGCUUCCUUGUCUUCCUUCCCUAAACUUUAUCCAAGUAUUUUUUUUAAUCCAGAUGUUCACUUAUGUCCUUCAGCCCUUGUAUAAGAGUGCUAUUUUUAAGUGAUUUGUUAUCUUCUAGCAUUUGUAGUAACCUCCUCUUUUACCUUCUGUUCAUAUUGUUCUGAGAUUAUACUUGGCCUGGAUCUGUGCCCCCAUCACAAUUCUUGUAAUAAAGGCCAAAAUGGCAUUACAUAGGAAAUGCUGAGAACAUUUUGCUCAGCGCUUCCUCACAUGUCUGACCUUGACCUCUAGGAACAUGUGCCUUCCUAUAACCACUUAACUCUCACUUUAGAACGAGGGACCUCCAGAUCACAUACCCAUUUACCCCAUAUUUAUGUGGCAGAUUCCAUGAUAAUAUUGGCUAAAAAUUAGGCAAAGCUAAGUCACCAGCAAACUAAAAAGCUCAAUUUGAUAGAGUCUAUACCAGGGGUGGGGAACCUUUGGGCUUCCAGAUGUUGGUCUCCCAUCAGCUCCCAUCAGCUCCAGCCAACAUCAUCAAUGGCCCGGGCUGAUGGGAGCUAUGGUUAGGAAAUCUGGAGGGCCAAGGCCUAUUCACAUUAUUAUUUGAACAUUUUGGCAGCCAGGCAUCCCAACUCCACUAAAUCCCACCUCCAUAUGUUGGCACUCACUCCAUGGUUGUGUAAUCUCAUCACAUGCAAGGAUCCAGUUUUUUUCAUGCCUUUGCAAAUACGUUUUUUGAGCUAAUGAUACCAUGCUAAAAUCUGAGUCCUUGGUUUUGUGAACAGUCCCUCAGAUCCUCAACUUCCAUUUUUUAAAGCUUUAUUAGGCACCACUGGGCUGGAACCCUGUGAAUAGGGUUAGCAGAAGCUUCUUGAUUCAGUGACCGGAACUGCAGUGCUCCUG
Messenger RNA from Podarcis lilfordi (Lilford's wall lizard), 10842 nucleotides. The record is from the annotation of a GenBank genome assembly. NCBI's taxonomy places the organism in Eukaryota, Metazoa, Chordata, Lepidosauria, Squamata, Lacertidae.